Messenger RNA from Parnassius apollo (apollo), 3882 nucleotides. NCBI's taxonomy places the organism in Eukaryota, Metazoa, Arthropoda, Insecta, Lepidoptera, Papilionidae. The record is from the annotation of a GenBank genome assembly.
AUGCCAGUCGAUUGCUAUGAUGGCCAAAUAAAGCUUAAAGAAGCUAAAUACAUAAGUACUGUAACGACUUGGCGCGGACAAGGACUGCUGGAGGAGACAAAAAUGAUGCAUCAGCAACCCAUGAUGGUUGGAGAAAUGAUACCCGUUCAUUCUGACAUACCUGUGCAUACUGACAUACCUGUGCAUACUGAGGACAUGAAUAAUGUGGGCUAUGAUAAUAGUGGCUCCUAUGCUUACGAUGAUUUAUUUCCUGCUCUACCCCACUCUCAACCUCCUGUACAACGUAAUAUACAACAAGUCACUAAUAAGUUGCGAGUUGGAUCAUCUUUGCAUACUCAGGUGUUUCAUGUGCCAUAUGAAGAAAGGAAACUGGAUAAUGCCAAUACAUUCGGAGAGGGUGAGUCUUUAAGAACUUGCCAGGCGAUUGCUAAAGAAACCGGGGCACACAUAGAAAUUACAACGAGUAAGGAUGGCAGUCUUACUUUUCUAAUUACUGGAAAAAACAGUACUGUUCUGGAUGCAAGACGUCAAAUCUUGACCCAUUUCCAACAACAGGCUAGCAAACAAAUAUCUAUCCCGAAAGAACACUAUCGCUGGAUUCUUGGUAAACAAGGUCAAAAACUACGUGAAUUGGAAAAAGUUACUGCAACCAAGAUUAGUGUUCCUAGCAUAUCUGAUAAUAGUGAGAUAAUUACUAUUACUGGCACUAAGGAAGGAAUUGAGAAGGCUGAACAUGAAAUAAGAGUUUGCUCGGAAGAACAGUCACGUAAGGCGUUAGAGCGUAUAUCCAUACCGAAGAUAUAUCAUCCAUUCAUCCAAGGUCCAUUUGGAGAGCGCGCACAAGCUCUUAGUGCAGAAACUGGAGCCCGUAUACACAUUCCACCUGCCUCUACUCAGAGUGACGAAAUUGUUAUUGCAGGAGAAAAGAAUGGAGUUCUUGCAGCAAAAGCACAGAUAGAGCAAAUUUAUCAGGAAAUGGUAAACAAGUGCUCAACCGUAAGAGUAGAGGUUCCAAAAUCACAGCACAAGUAUGUUAUUGGUGCUAGAGGAACAACUAUUCAGGAAAUUCUAAAAGAAACUGGUGUAUCUGUUGAAAUGCCUCCUCCUGAUUCGCCUACUGGAACAAUUACAUUACAUGGACCCCAUAAUAAGAUUGGCAUGGCACUGUCAAUGGUGUGUGACAAAGCCAAUUCAGUAAAAACUGCAACAGUUGAUGCACCAACAUGGAUUCAUAAGUACAUAAUUGGCAAGAAUGGUUCCAACAUUAAAAAGAUUACUCAGGACCUUUCAAAGGUACAUAUAGACAUAACACAUUCAGAAGAUAAAGUUAAAAUUGAUGGACCUCCAGAGGAAGUGGAGCGGGCCCAAGUAGAAUUAGAUGACUUUGUUAAAAAUUUGCUUGCUACUCUUACAUAUGUCGAACUUACGGUUGACCCGAAAUUUUUCAAACACAUCAUUGGUAAAAAUGGAACUAACAUUAAUAGACUGAAGGAUGAGACUGGUGUAGUUAUUAAUAUUAUUGAAAAUGAAGGCAAUAACAUUAUUCGUAUUGAAGGCAGCCACAAAGGUGUAGCCGAUGCUGAGAGGGAACUUAGGGAGAUGGUUAUGAAAUUGGAAAACGAAAGAACGAAGGAGGUAUAUGUUGAUCACAGAUACAUAAAGUCUCUGAUAGGCGUUAGAGGCGAUAAGAUUAAGGAAAUUCGCGAAAAAUUUGAACGUGUCCUUAUCACACUACCAGAUCAGGGUCAGAAAAGAAGCCCUAUAAAACUGAGAGGACCACAGGAGGACAUUGAAAAAUGUGAAAAGUACUUACAUAAAGUUAUAAAAGAAAUUGCAGAAUCAUCAUAUGUACAAGAAGUACCUAUUUUCAAGCAAUUCCAUAAAUUUAUUAUUGGUAAGGGUGGCGCAAAUUUGAGGAAAAUUCGAGAUGAAACACAAACUGUUAUUGAUCUUCCUGCAGAGGGUGAUGAAAGUGAUGUUAUCACAGUGCGAGGAAAACGCGACAAUGUUGAAGAAGCUGUCCGCAGAAUUCAACAAAUACACAAUGAGAAGGCCAAUAUAGUUACAGAAGAGGUAACAAUUGCACCUAAGUAUUACAAUUCAUUAAUCGGAGCUGGUGGAAAACUGAUUCAUUCCAUAAUGGAGGAGUGCGGAGGAGUUUUGAUUAAGUUUCCACCAGCAGACAGUGAUAGUGACAAGGUUGUAAUUAAAGGACCCAUCGAGGAUGUAGAAAAAGCUAAGCAGCAGCUCCUGGCGCAUGCUUCAGAGCGUGAAUUGACAUCCCAUACAGCUACUGUACGUGCUAAACCUGAACAUCACAAGUUUCUUAUUGGAAAGAAUGGUGCUAACAUUAAAAAGAUCCGAGAGCAGACAGGUGCAAGAAUCGUGUUUCCUACUGAAAAAGAUGAAGAUAAAGAAGCUAUUUUCAUUAUUGGACGUGAGGAGCAAGUAGAGGCAGCUCGCAAACAACUCGAAACUGCAGUAGCGGAAAUUAGCAAUGUGUCCGAAGGUGAAAUGACGGUCCCUCCGCGCCACCAUCGGCACUUCGUAGCUAGACGAGGUGAAGUUUUGCGUCGGAUCGCGGAUGAUUGUGGAGGUGUACAGAUUUCCUUCCCGCGUCAAGGCGUCAGUAGUGACAGAGUCGUUCUGAAAGGACCAAAAGAAUGUAUUGAAGCUGCUAAAGCCCGUAUAAAUGAAAUCAUUGAGGAUUUGGAGGCGAAGGUCACCAUAGAAUGUGUGAUACAGCAAAAGCACCAUCGUACAGUAAUGGGUGCCCGAGGUGCCAAAGUAAAGGACAUUACUGCAGAGUUUGAUGUUCAAAUUAAGUUCCCGGAACGUGAUAACACUGAAGGUGCCGAUAUACCUGUGAGGAAUGAAGAGAGCUCUGAACAUGGUUUGAACGAUAUCAUAAAAAUAACAGGUCGUCCCGAAAACUGUGAAGCUGCAAAAAAAGCACUUUUGGAACAGGUUCCAAUAACAAUAGAUGUUGAGGUGCCUUUUGAUCUUCACCGAUUACUUGCUGGCCAAAAGAGGAGGGAAUUGAUGCAAACAUAUGAUGUUCACAUCCUCAUGCCACCGAGUGAAGAAAGCAGUGAUGUGGUUAAGGUAACGGGCACUCCUGCAAAUGUAGAAAAAGCCAAACAAGCACUAGCCGAAAAAAUUGUUGAGAUGGAAAAAGAAAAAGAAGAUCGUUUUCUCAGAUCAUUUGAGCUGAAAUUCAAAGUUGAUCCUGAGUAUCACCCAUUAGUCAUUGGAAAGGGUGGAGCAGUGAUAACAAAGAUUCGUACAGAUUACGGAGUACAAAUAAACUUGCCUAAACGAGGAGAACCUGAUGAUGAUAUUAUUACUAUACAGGGAUAUGAAGAUAAAGCAUUGCAAGCUAAGGAAGCCAUUAUGGCCAUCGUCCAUCAACUUGAUAACCAAUUUCGGGAUGAAGUUGACAUUGAUCCACGUGUACAUAGGAGGCUUAUUGGUCUUAGAGGCAAGAAUAUCAGACGUAUCAUGGACGAGUACAAAGUUGACAUCCGUUUUCCUAAAAAUGGCGAUGAUAGCAUUGUCGUCAUUACUGGGGAUGAAGAUAAUGUGUUAGAUGCCAAGGACCACUUACUAAAUUUGGCAGAAGAAUAUCUGCAAGACGUCGUGGACCGAUACCAGCGUCCUGCAGCGCCUUCUCUUGGUGACUUCGGCGAUGUUCUCAGCGGAGAGAACACCGCCACCAGCAGUGGGACUCCGGCUUCUACCGGUUUCGUGGUGAAGGGCGGUCCGUGGGAGCAACGCGCGCCCGAUACGGCCUCGACGCACGAAUUUCCAACCAUGCCUGGAGCACCCGCCCCUGCUCCGACGUCGGCGCACGCCCCUGCUGCUUGGGGACCGAGACGCUAA